CCAUUUGUUGCUGCGUGCGGCUGUGGGUGGAUAUGUUGACGCAGACAGACGCCUAGUGUAGCCGGAUUGCGACUUUUUCCUGAAAAAAACAUUGAUUUAAAACUUGUUAUACUUUUACAAACCAUGCUAGGAUGGAGCAGAGACGCACUGUUUCGGAUCGGUUCUGUUUUUAAGCGCAGGGAUCGUGUCUAUUGGGUUUGAGCUGCGUGUUUUUGUGUUCACAGUUUCCCACAACACGUUUCGUGUUGUGAUUUAUCCACGUAUUUUCUCACGACCGCGUGGCUGCACUGGGUGUUUUUAACUUUAUUUAUUUAUUUUAUCUCAGGCGUCUACUUGGUGGAGAUUUCAAAUUUUUGACAAAUCCAUGGAGCAUGGUUAAGGUACACCGGACUAAAUAGUCACAGGAGGCGUGUUUUGACUUACAAACACCACCACAUAUUUGUGACUGUGUGGGUGGCUCUUACUCUUUAUCGCCUGUUUGCUUGGGAUUUUUUUUUUUACUGGCAACAUGGGAAUUAACACCAUCCACUGGUUUCGAAAAGGACUGCGUUUGCACGAUAACCCUGCCUUGAGGGACUCCAUCCGGGGAGCGGACACUCUUCGCUGCAUCUACAUCCUGGAUCCUUGGUUCGCGGGCUCUUCAAAUGUUGGCAUCAACAGGUGGAGGUUUUUGUUGCAGUGUUUGGAAGACUUGGACGCGAGUCUCCGCAAACUGAACUCCCGUCUGUUUGUCAUCAGAGGUCAACCCACAGAUGUCUUCCCUCGUCUGUUUAAGGAAUGGAAAAUCUCACGCCUGUCCUAUGAAUAUGACUCUGAGCCUUUUGGGAAAGAGCGUGAUGCAGCCAUCCGAAAACUAGCCUGCGAGGCUGGCGUUGAGGUGAUGGUGAGGAUUUCACACACGCUGUACGACCUGGAAAAGAUCAUUGAAAUCAAUGGUGGCCAUCCUCCACUCACCUACAAGCGCUUCCUGACUCUGAUCACGUGUAUGGACUCUGUGGCUCAGCCAGCAGAGACGAUCACGGCAGCAGUCCUUAGAAAAUGCAACACACCCGUCAGUGAUGACCACGAUGACAAGUUUGGGGUUCCCUCUCUGGAAGAGCUUGGGUUUGAGACAGAGGGUCUUGCCACAGCAGUCUGGCCUGGAGGGGAAACAGAAGCUCUUUUAAGACUGGAGAGACAUCUGGAGAGAAGGGCAUGGGUUGCAAACUUCGAGCGUCCUCGUAUGAGUGCAAACUCCCUCCUGGCUAACGCCACCUGCGUCACCCCCUACCUUCGCUUUGGCUGCCUUUCCUGUCGGCUCUUCUAUUUCAAACUCACAGACCUCUACAAUAAGGUCAUGAAGAAUAGCACGCCGCCACUGUCCUCGUAUGGCCAACUCUUGUGGAGAGAGUUCUUCUACACAACAGCAACAAACAAUCCCUGCUAUGACAAAAUGGAAGGAAACCCAGUUUGUGUCCAGAUUCCAUGGGACAAGAACCCAGAGGCUCUGGCGAAGUGGGCAGAGGGUCGGACAGGUUUCCCCUGGAUAGAUGCCAUCAUGACUCAGUUGAGGCAGGAGGGAUGGAUCCAUCCUUUGGCUCGCCAUGCUGUGGCCUGCUUCCUCACCAGGGGAGACCUUUGGAUCAGCUGGGAGGAAGGAAUGAGGGUGUUUGAGGAGCUGCUGUUGGAUGCAGACUGGAGUGUAAAUGCUGGCAGCUGGAUGUGGCUCUCUUGCAGCUCCUUUUUCCAGCAGUUUUUCCAUUGCUACUGCCCUGUAGGGUUUGGACGGCGUACAGACCCAAAUGGCGACUACAUACGGCGGUAUUUGCCGAUUCUGAGGGGCUUUCCAGCCAAAUACAUCUAUGAUCCUUGGGCUGCACCGGAGGAAGUUCAGAAGGCAUCCAAAUGUGUGAUCGGAGUCCAUUACCCGAAGCCCAUGGUGAACCACGCUGAGACCAGUCGCAUCAACAUUGAACGCAUGAAGCAGAUUUAUCAGCAGAUCUCUUGCUACCGUGGCCUAGGGCUGCUGGCAACAGUUUCAGAAAGCGCCAACAGUGGAGCGAAUGCCAGUAACGUCCAAGGACUCAAUACUGGAGCAGAUCAGAGUCAGUCCUGUGAAGAUGCUUCAACUGUGGGGGACAAAUCUCGACCAGAGCGAGGUCAGUCGUCACAGAAGCGCCGUCAUGAAGAGACUCCAAGUGAGAGCAGCUCCAAAAUGCACAGACAGACCAAGUGAUCUCAAGAGGUCACGUUCUUCUCCUGGAGGACAUUAAGCUGACUGACAAUAACUGGAAUUAAAACCAAAUGAAGACACAUUCAGGGGCAUUGAGUUCAGCUGUCAUGGCCUCACCCAUGCUCUCUUUAUAAUAUUUUGUAGAAAGCAUGUAAAACUUUUUGUUGUCAAAUAAGAUCCAGCACUUGGAAACUAACUUUCCACUUUUAAAGUGAAAUUAAACUUAUUGCUUCACAUAGUGUUUGUUUCAUAGUGUUUAAAUACUGUGGUUCAUGGUAAGCUACGGUACUUGACUCUGGGCAGUUUCUGUGUAACCGAGCACGAACAGAGCUGCUACUUUUGGAACACGUUUUGAUGUUGUAAAAUGUACUACAAUUGAUUGUAUAUGAAGUAAUUUAAUAUGUGUGACUACAAUGCAAGAUGCUUUGUUAGAUGUUUUUUUUGCUUCAAAUUGGCUGCGAAUUGUCUCUUAAAUAUGUGUCUCUAUUGUAAAGUGGAGCGUCAGAAUGAAACUAUUGUGGACUGCAACUAAACCAGGACCUAAGCUAUGAAGAGAAGAGCCAACUACACUGAUCUCCUGUUGGAUUGAAGCUUCCAUGUUGGUACAGAGAGCAAUUUGAGAUUCACUUCAAGGGGACAAUUAAAAUCAAACAAGAGACAGUAGCUGCCAGACAUAUUUCGCAAACUGAGCUAUGCACCCCACAAAAGAAAACUACUACGUAUAUAUA
Synchiropus splendidus (mandarinfish) is the source of this 2940-nucleotide messenger RNA. It is a transcript of the gene cry1b, whose product is annotated as cryptochrome circadian regulator 1b. The record is from RefSeq and is a predicted model, not a curated record. Gene Ontology annotation, molecular function: DNA binding; FAD binding. Gene Ontology annotation, biological process: negative regulation of DNA-templated transcription; entrainment of circadian clock by photoperiod; circadian regulation of gene expression. Bases 509 to 2215 code for a protein of 568 amino acids. Gene Ontology annotation, cellular component: cytoplasm; nucleus. Lineage: Eukaryota; Metazoa; Chordata; Actinopteri; Syngnathiformes; Callionymidae. The transcript has 11 exons.